CAGACACUCUACAUAUAAAGUUUGUACUAAUAAACACCACAAAGAAUAAUACUAUGAGAAUAAAAAACAAGGUUCUCUCAAAAUAUAAAACAAGAUAUUACAGAAGGGUAGGUGCAAGAGCUUGAUCACUAUAGAAUGGAAGGAAGCAUGAAGGAAAGUCUGCUGGAUUUAGCCAGAGACGAAGCCAAGUCAUCUUUGAAGAAGAAAAUAUGGAGUGAGAUAAAAAAAGGUCUUGAUUGUAGCUGGUCCAGCUAUACUAACACCAUUUUCAACAUUUGGUGUACAUGUAGUCAGCCAGUCUUUUAUGGGCCACAUUGGCUCCACACACCUUGCUGCUUACGCCCUCGUCUUCACUGUGCUCUUCUGAUUUGUCCUUGGCAUUCAGGUACUGAGCCCUGGUUGAUUUAGUUUCUAGCAAAAUAAAGAUAUUUUUUUGGUUACAAAUAUGCAGCUAGGCAUGGUUGGUGGGGUGGGGACUCUAUGUGGGCAAGCAUACAGCGCCAAACAAUACGAGAAGCUUGGAAUUUAUCUUCAGCAAUCGUACAUCAUCUUGCUCGUUGUUUGUGUUCUGGUCAUACCCCUGUUUGUGUUUGCUGCUCCGGUUCUGAAAGCAUUAGGACAGGACCACAACAUUGCGGACAUGGCAGGGGAUGUCGCUCCCUGGUUCAUCGCUGUCGUCUUCUUGUAUGGUGCAAUGUACGGCUGCAAUGCCUAUCUGCAGUCUCAGAGCAAGAACUUCGUCUUGUCAUGCUAUGCAAUUGUCUCCUUGCUCACGCACGUGCUCCUCUCGUGGCUUCUAGUUGUGAAAUUGGAGUUUGGCGUUUCUGGCGUCAUGUCAUCCACUUGUUUGGCUUUCUUGAUCAUGAAUUUAGGCCAACUUUUGUAUAUGGUGUCCGGAGGAUGCAUACAGACGUGGAGAGGCUUCACGGCCUUAGCGUUCAGAGAUCUUAGACCGACGGUCAAGCUUGUAGUGUCGUCUGGUGUGAUGAUCUGGUUAGCCUCCUUUUAUCAUAACACAACAUAGAAACUGUUUGUGUAUAUGUCAUACGACUUGUGUGUUUUGUCUUGGCGUUCUUGGAGUCUCAUCAUCACUGGGUGGACUAAGGCGUGAGCAAGUGGCUAAAGCGUUUGCACGUCUCUCACCUCUUGUUGCUGUUUAUAUACUUUUGAACAGCGUUCAGCCUGUUCUCAUAGGUGAGCCCUGCUAAACAAUAAUUUUUUUAAAAGUCUCAGUCGGUAAUAAAAUAAUUUUUUCGGGAUUUAGGUGUUGCGUCUGGAAAGGUAUUGUCGCGUAUGUGAACCUCGGUUCGUAUUACUUGGUAGGGGUACCUCUGGAUUUGAGUUGUGUGCUAAGAUGUGA
This is a messenger RNA of Salvia splendens (bonfire salvia), 1360 nucleotides long. RefSeq names its product protein DETOXIFICATION 22. The transcript is spliced from 2 exons. The record is from RefSeq and is a predicted model, not a curated record. Lineage: Eukaryota; Viridiplantae; Streptophyta; Magnoliopsida; Lamiales; Lamiaceae. Gene Ontology annotation, cellular component: membrane. Gene Ontology annotation, molecular function: antiporter activity; xenobiotic transmembrane transporter activity. The coding region runs from base 446 to 1024 and encodes 192 amino acids. Gene Ontology annotation, biological process: transmembrane transport.